Molecule: messenger RNA, 3504 nt
Organism: Penicillium griseofulvum
Lineage: Eukaryota; Fungi; Ascomycota; Eurotiomycetes; Eurotiales; Aspergillaceae
Exons: 2
Coding region: 1-3504 (1167 amino acids)
Biological process (GO): protein localization to plasma membrane
Cellular component (GO): plasma membrane
Source: RefSeq, a predicted model, not a curated record
AUGGAAUCCGUUCGCCAGUCUUGUCGGCCAAAGCACCAGGUCUUGACCUUAAAAUGUUACCCUAAAUACCAGAAGGGGGUGGCGGAGGUCCGGCCGAAUCCCAGCGAACUCUCAUACCUGCUGUACUAUACGAGCACGCGCCGCAGCAAGUUGACCAAGGUUGGCGGUUUCUUGGAAAAAAGAGUUGCCCGGGAUGUCUGGAGACGCAGAAUAGGAAAUAUUCAGGUAGCCCUGCAUAUCCUGGCUGCACUCAUCGAAAAAGUUCCUCGCGACCUUCCCAUCUACGCCCGAUCCGUCAUGACAAUAAUCGAUACCGUUUUGCGAUCCAAUGACAUAAAUAUGGUGGAGGAAUCUAUUGUGGCCUUCGAAAUGUUCUGCCGGCAUCAGGAUAUUGCGGCUAUCGCUGCUGACCAGGGCCUCGCAUAUCAAUACCGAGAAGUCGUGCGAACCUACUCUAGCUUUGCCGACCCGGAUUUCACAUCCAACUCGAACGCAAGUUUCAGCCCCCAGGUGGCCAUCCGAUGGAGAAAUGCAGGACUGCGAGCCAUUAGAAGCGUGGUUAGCUCAGAGACCUUGGCCGCCGACGGAGGAACGUCGCUGAAGCUCUGUUUGCCGGUGAUCUUGAAGAACCUCUAUUCUGAGGAUGAGGAUCUUCUUCCGACCCUAAAGGCCAAGCUAAGUGAAUCGGACCCGAAUGAACGUGAGGUGCCCAAACCCCGCCGAAUGAGUGUCAACACAGUGCACACAGUGGAUACGGCAGAGGGGGACCCUGAGCUGGCAGCACAGUCAGCCGCUGAGGCGGAUCGUAAGGCAGAAAUGGACGCUCGGCUCUUGGCCCUGCGCUGUCUCGAGCAAACCAUCGUUUCGGGGAGUAACCGGGGCCAGAUCCGUGUCACAGUAACGGUCAUUCUACAGUUCAUCUCAAGCAAGGGCUUCCCACAGAGUGAAAAGCGUGUCCAGAUUACCGAGGGCAAAGGUGGCAACUGGGUAACAUCUCUGAUCGAACUCAUUGCGAACUGGUGUCCGGUGCAAGUUCGUUUUAUCAUCUUGAUCACAGCUAUGGAGAUUCUCCACGAUACAAGCCCCAAGGAGGAUGCUUUAGAGGCAUCAUUUACCAUUCUCUCUGUGGUGGAUUGGCUUCUCAGAUCUUCCGUGAACAUGAUUGGACUUAGUGUCAUGGAUAUCCUCUUUGGACUCAUGCACUACGCUUCUGAUAUACUCUCACCACCAGAGCGUACUGGGUCUGCGGAAUCAGAGAAGAAACCAAACCAAGCUGAAAUUGUGGUCCCAAUCUCUCCCCGGCGACAGGAUCUUCUUACGCUACUAGAGCAGUGUAUUGGAGAUCUCGCAACGCACAUCUACUACGGAGACCAAGUUGCAGACAUGAUGCGGGCUAUACUCAGGCGAUUCAAGCCUAGUUUUCACCAUGAGAGUUCCGCACCAUCCCCAUUGGCAACCGUUCACGAAACCGGAUUGAGACCCGCGGACUCGACGAAUUCCGGAUCUGAGACAAAUGGAGAGAAAAUAAACGCAGAAAGCUUCUCGCACGCUGCCGCUAAGCUGACUGCUCUCCGGGCCGUCAAGGCUAUCUUGGUUGUGGCCAAUUCAAGGACCCCAGAAACCAUGUCUGGCGCGGAAUUUAGACAUCCAGUCGGAAUCCAUGUAUGGGAAGGGACCCAAGUACUUCUUCGUGACGUGGAUCGUGAUGUUCGCUAUGCCUAUGCCGAUGCAUUCCUAUCAUGGUUGCAAACCGAGACCAAUGGAAACGAUCUUAAGGUGCGAUUAGAUUCACCCAAGUACAUCAAGACAACCUCCAAGAGAGACCCCGAGCAGACGGAUAGGUCAACUCGACGAGGUACCUCGGCCCCUGGCAACCAAAGGGACAAAGUGGCAUCGGUGGCACAGUCGAACUUUCUCCGCCUUCUGCACCUGGCUAUCUAUGAUGCUGCACUCGAGCUAGCUGGCGAGGUCUCCGAAAUUCUCCUGCUGCAUCUACUUCUUGUAAAUCUUGUCGAGAAUCUUGGGGUGAAUGCCGCCCAAUUCGGUGUUCCCAUGAUCAUCAAAUUGCAAGACGACUUGUUUACAUCUAUAGAAUUGAGUUCCUUCGCAGCUCGCGUUAACAUCGGAAGCUUGGUACACGGAUACCUUCUUGCGUUGUCUGAGCAUUUCGAUAUGCAGUCUUCCCCCGUGGGUCUUGAGAUAAGCAAUGAGAUCCAAGACCGACAGGGCAAAGGAUAUUGGCUUUCCAAAAUCCGCCUGCCCCCAAUCGACCUUUACACCAUUGUUUUUGACAGCGAGAAGACCCCUGGCAGUGUUUCCACUACUCUACCCGCUUUCACACCCUUCCGUAAUGUCGAGGGACUUGUUUAUAUGAUUGACGAGUCUUACCGCAAAUCGAUACCUUCUCCUCCACGAAGUCCCUCGACCACUUCCCCAGCACGAGGAUUCACAUUCCCGGUCCUUGGGCACUCCACAGCAACAGCGAAAUCCCAGGUUGAGGGCGGCCUCCCAUCCACUGUGAAAGAACAGAUGUUGUCUCCGUGGUCUCGUGAGGCAUGCUUGGCCGCUGUCGACAAGGAAAGCACCGGAACAUCAUCGAUCAAUGGCUCUCGGGCUACGGGAAAUGCUCGCAACAACCAAACCAACGGGGCUACGAAUGGCUCACCUGCCGGCUCCCAAUAUCACCGCCGCAUGAGCAUUCCGGAGAUAACAGGCUCGUCAUCUCACGGUUCGAGUAGAGGCUCACCUGUCCGCGUCAAUGAGCUUCGACGCGUGCUUUCAGUCACUAACGACUCUCAUGAUCGACGCCUCAGUCCAUUGCGUGGACGGCUCGAUGCUUCGAACGCCAGUACCAUUUCUUCUGGGAGCGAAAGCAUGAUCAGUGGUAACUUCUCUGUUUCCGAGAUAGAUGGGGAUGCUGCCUCAAUCCAACCAGAGAGCCAACAAGCACCCGGUGAAAGUGGAACAGAGACACCCCGCGCUUCGGCCGCGGCGUCUGUCGUUUUAGGGGAUAACCCCCAGGCCGACGAAUCUCCGAAUGAACAAUCCACGAAUCGUGUUGAUUCAGACGCAGAAAUCCCUCCCGUCCCACCGAUCCCUGUCGGGUUGUCAAUCCCAGGCGGUUUCCCGAACGACCCACAGCGUUCGCUGAACUAUGAUCGCCCAUCCACGGCGCCGGGUCCCUCACUAAUGUCAUUAGUGGGAGACAGGGCUGAAGCUAGUGCCUCAAACAACAAGCCUCUAAAUCGCAACAAGAGCCGGUCCAACCAUAGUCUUGCCACAGCUGGAACCCCUGAACUCUCGACCGAGUAUGAGUCUAAUGCCCUGGAUGGCAGCCACCAGGAUCAACUGAGGAAACUCCUGGAUGGAUUCCUCUCGCCCGGGGAGACCACGCUGACGAAUGGAAACCGCCCGGCAACUGCCAAACCUGCUUCCAAGACUCCGCUGAGCGGAUCUCACAGCAGACGACAGGUCAGUGGAGGCCUUGGUCGGCCACCUUAUUGA